GACCGGUAGGCGGGUUCAGGGAGCAAACAGCCAAUCGUGUAAUAAGCAGGUGACGUCACCAACUACAAGAAACAUGGCGUUGCGGGAGCUAUCGUCACUCGAGAAAUAUUUAGGACUGAAAAAGCCCAACAAGUACAGUAGCCGAGGAGACAAAAAGUGCCCUGUGCUACAGAAUAACAAUGGUCCUCCCCUGGUGGGCCUGGUUACCAUCGCCCGGCACCUGGUGAAAGAGGCCAAGUGUCCUGAGAUGCUGGGUGAAACCGCAGAGGACAGAGCAGUGGUGCAUCAGUGGCUCGAAUACAGAGUGAGCAAGCUGGACGGCUGUAGCAAGGACGACAGCAGAACUAUACUGAAGGACCUGAACCUCUACUUGCAAGACAAAGUUUGCAUGGCCGGCAACCACUUCACCUUAGCAGAUGUGCUAAUGUACAAUGGAAUUCACCCACUAAUAGUGGACUUGACUUUCCAGGAGAAGGAGCAGUACAUGAAUGUGACGCGAUGGUUCGACCACAUCCAGCAUCGCGCUGGCAUCCGACACCACCUCCCCCGAGUCGUUGUACUCAGGAACAAAAUUUACACAUGUAAACACCACUGAGGCCCUUAGAUGCACCAAAUGUCUUUAUUUCCUCCUCCAAAAUGAUUUGGAAUGAGCGCAGGUCCCAUCAAUGUCAGGAUUCCUGGUUUAGAUCUUUCUUGCCACCAUAGACUUUUUUGUUUGUUUGUUUGUUUUUUUUAUAUAACCAACAUUAAGACCGACAUGCCUGUUGUUGAAGAACAGGUACUUAAGCUAUCACAUGAUUGCUUCCAAAUAAUAAACUAGGUCACCUCCCACUUG
This is a messenger RNA of Phyllopteryx taeniolatus (common seadragon), 835 nucleotides long. RefSeq names its product eukaryotic translation elongation factor 1 epsilon 1 (gene eef1e1). NCBI's taxonomy places the organism in Eukaryota, Metazoa, Chordata, Actinopteri, Syngnathiformes, Syngnathidae. The transcript is spliced from 4 exons. Bases 74 to 595 code for a protein of 173 amino acids. Gene Ontology annotation, cellular component: nucleus; aminoacyl-tRNA synthetase multienzyme complex; cytoplasm. The record is from RefSeq and is a predicted model, not a curated record. Gene Ontology annotation, biological process: positive regulation of DNA damage response, signal transduction by p53 class mediator.